UCUUGUUUCUCAUCCAGGAAGGAACAUGAUUUGAGCGCCAUUUUGAAAAAACUCCAGCGCGAGCAGCAGACGAGACAGGCCAGCGACGCCAUGAACCGGAAGGAGAUGGAGCAGUUUGUGUCAACACACUUCCCCUGGAUGCUUCAACUCCACGUCCUUGAAAACUAUUUCACACACGGUCAUUUCGUAUCGGAAAAAUACCACCAACGGUACACGCAUAGCUCGAUAAGCGUGUUGACCUACUUUCAGGACCACGGCGGGAAUUUCAGUAAAUGUCUUCGCGGAGCCGGAGCAAAACACCACCAAGCCGUUUCACCGGAAAUGACAUUCGGGAAUAGACAUACAUGGGAUACUGUCAACGAAGGUCUUUAUAAAUUCAAACAUAAGUUUAAAAUUCAUUACGGACACGCUGCUUUUGGGAUAUGCCAGUCGCCCGUUUGUGAAGAACCCAGGAGUAUUUCUGUUGAAAAACCUGCUACGGUCAACGGUCAAGUUCUUAUCAUGCAAGAUCCUUUUCUAUUAGCCAUCGCCCAUUACGGAACUUGUUUGAUGGAGCCUGGUGAUAAUUUUUUAUGCCAGAUGGCUCAUAAGCCAGGUACAACGUUCGAAGACUGGGUUAUCCUACGUGGCAGCGUUGUUUUCAAGAGCCUGGUUUUUCAUUCUGGAAUCUGCAGUAAGCCCAGCACUGCAUUAAACAAUAUUUCUAAAGGACACCUUCCACUUCACGAUGUAUGUGAGAGGAACCUCCACCAACACUUACAAAGUCUCGAGCCAAAAAUGUUGAAGUAUUUAUUAAACUACAUCUUAAACCAUCUCCAGACAUGGUUCGCCCUUGUUGGAGUUUACGAAGAUUUGAAUCAUUCCUUAUACAUGCUGAAUCAUGUUUUUAGAUUACCACUUCACGAAUGCGAAUUUCUUUCCCAUUUUGACGAUACAUCUUUUGAUCAACACGUUUUUAAAAAUAUGAAAGCAAAAGUUAAAUCAGAAACAGACCAAAACACUUUUGGCUACACCACAACUGACCUCUCACUUCAGUCUUUACUGAAUUCAAGCAGAAGUGAAGUAUCCUUGCUGGAAUCUUUGAGCCGGUUAGAAGCAGACGUAGCCAAACAAAAUGUACAAGAACCAAAAAGUAUUCCUACCCCUGAUAGUGACAGCACUUUACUAUCAGACUAUGAUAUCAUUGAUAUUAUCAACACCAGUGAUAAUAAUAAUAAAAACGAUAAAAACACCUUUCUUGAAGACAAUGUUGAUAUUCCUGAAAAUUCUUAUUUUGAAGAUUUAAAUUCUAACGACAGUUCAUUAACAUUUGAAGAAGAUUAUGAGGAUGAACGUGCAAUAGAUGAUAUUUCUAGUCUAGAUGAUAUUUUUACACAGCAUAUUCUGUCAUACAAGGCAAGGAGACUGAAGACAAAUACAGCAUGGGAUGAAGCUUAUAACAAACUUGUCAACGAUGAGCGAGUUUUAGCUGCUCUGUCAUUCGACAUCCAGAUAUAUAAAGCUGUGAAAAAACUGUACAAAGUCCAGAAAUUGUAUUUCAUGAAUUCCAGAUUAUGAAUUGUGAUAUGCCUAUGUUUAUAUGUUAAUUUAAUUUAUGCUUAUGAUGGCCAUCUAUUUAUAAUUAAAAAGGUAGCCAUAUUUUGAUA
Messenger RNA from Physella acuta, 1646 nucleotides. RefSeq lists its product as uncharacterized. NCBI's taxonomy places the organism in Eukaryota, Metazoa, Mollusca, Gastropoda, Physidae. The record is from RefSeq and is a predicted model, not a curated record.